Messenger RNA from Argiope bruennichi, 3022 nucleotides. RefSeq names its product gastrula zinc finger protein XlCGF8.2DB-like. The transcript has 3 exons. The record is from RefSeq and is a predicted model, not a curated record. The coding region runs from base 1063 to 2076 and encodes 337 amino acids. Gene Ontology annotation, biological process: regulation of transcription by RNA polymerase II; central nervous system development. Gene Ontology annotation, cellular component: nucleus. Lineage: Eukaryota; Metazoa; Arthropoda; Arachnida; Araneae; Araneidae. Gene Ontology annotation, molecular function: RNA polymerase II cis-regulatory region sequence-specific DNA binding; DNA-binding transcription factor activity, RNA polymerase II-specific.
CCUAAAGGUUGACUUGAGACUGGUGAUUCCUCCGCUUAAUGCUUAUUUACACUCACGACUCAUUUGGUAAACUUUGCAUUCAGCGCAAAUUUCAACUUAAAAAUAAAUCAAUCCUCUAACAUAUCAGUAUAUUCAUUUUUUUAAAAUCCCACUCUAAACUUUCGGCUGGGUUUAUAAUGACCUUAAAUAUACUUUCUGAACAAGUGCUUAUGCAUUCAGGAUAAUGGAUGGACCUGUUGCUUACUGAUACAUUACUGAAAAGAUUGCACUUAAAAGCUUUAUGUAAAAGAAUGCAACUGCUGAAUCAUUUCUUGAGUUCCAAGAUUAACUUAAUGAGAUGCUAAUGAGGAAAGCUGAUAUAUCAUCACAUCUUUUCUUAAUAAAAGUGGCAACAAUAAGAAAGGCUUCACUUUUCAAAGACCCACAAUCACAACUUCAUCAUGGAACAUAUCUAGAUGGAAUCAUGAAAUAAUAAAUUCUCCAAUACAUCUUUUUAGAAAUUUAUAAUCGUGCUAUAAUUUUUAUUACUUAUAAUUGCAAAUGUAUGAGUAUUGUUACUUACAUACAAAAAAAGAGGAAUUUUAUUCUUAUGACUCCUGUUAUAAAACAUCUUUCCAAAUAUUACAUUCAAAGUUCUCCCUUAUGAUUCACUUAAUGAAGAAACUUCAUUUUUCGAAAUAUGGUCAAAAACAUUUAAAUUAUGUUCGUCGUGAAAAUUUUACUUGCAAACUGGAAUUAAAGAGAUGUCUCGUGCUACUGACAUGCAGAAAGAAGGACUUUAAAAACGCAAUUUUACCAUUGAGCACUUAAUGUAGAAAGCAUAUGCUUGCAAAUUUUGAGAUAUUUCCGAAUUUAAAGAAAUGUUUCCUUUUUCUUACUAUUAAGAAACCACAAGCAUGUGACAUUUGUAGUAAAGCAGUUUUUGAAUGGUUACAUUUAAAAAUUCAUUUAAUGUCGCAAACGAAUGAAGAAUCUGACGCUUGCAAAUUUUGCAGCAAAGUCUUUUCUGUGAUUUGGAAUUUAAAAAGUCAUUUAAAUACAUAGACACAUACAGAAGAGAAAAUGUUUACAUGCGAGUUUUGCAAGAAAAUCUUUUCUCAGAACGGACAUUUAAAAGUACAUGUGCGUCUGCAUACGCAAGAGACACCAUAUACUUGUGACGUUUGUAACAAACCGUUUUCGAAUACAGGAAAUUUCAAAAGACAUUUACGUACGCAUACGGGAGAGAAACCAUAUACAUGUGACAUUUGUUACAAACCCUUUUCGAAUAAGGGGGGUUUCACAAAACAUUUACGUUUGCAUACGGGGGAAAAACCAUAUACAUGUGAAUUUUGUAACAAAUCCUUUUCGGAUAAGGGAAAUUUCAAAAAUCAUUUGCGUCUGCACUCUCAAGAGAAACCAUUUAUAUGUGACAUUUGUAACAAACCCUUUUCGGAGAAGUGGAGUUUAACAAGACAUUUACGUACGCAUACAGGAGAGAAACCGUAUGCAUGUGAAUUUUGUAACAAACUAUUUUCGGAUAAGGGGAAUUUCAAAAGUCAUUUGCGUACACAUACGCUAGAGAAACCAUAUGCGUGUGACAUUUGUUACAAGCCCUUUUCGAAUAAGGGGAGUUUCAAAAGACAUUUACGUAUGCAUACGGGAGAGAAACCGUAUGCAUGUGAAUUUUGUAACAAAACCUUUUCUGAUAUGGGGAAUUUCAAAAGACAUUUACUUACGCAUACGAAAGAAAAAUCCUAUAUAUGUGACAUUUGUAAUACAGCUUUUUCUCAGAAUUCGAGUUUGAAAAGACAUUUAUUUACGCACACAAAAGAGAAACCAUAUACAUGUGACACUUGCAAGAAAGCGUUUCUGUGGCCUGUUGAUUUAAAGAAACAUUUACUGACGCAUACGAAAAUGAAAUCGCAUACUUGUGACGUAUGUAAAAAAGCCUUUUCUGAUAUAUCGGGUUUAAAAGUACAUUUACGAACGCAUACGAAAGAAAAGCCGUAUGCAUGUGACUUCUGCAAUAUAAGAUAUUCUCAUUCCAUUUCUUUAAGGAAACAUUUGCUGAAGCAUAUCUUAGAAAAUGAAUGAAUUAUAUGCCUCUGAAGUUCAAUAAAGUGCUUAUUAAUGGGAAAACUUCACCUCAUCUUAAAAACUCAUCGUAAUGAUUUUACAAUGAUUGUAAAGAUUUCGUAAUGAUUUUUUAAGUUAACAUUUCAAAAAACAAGGACCAAAAAGGCUUAUUAUUUUACUAAAAUAUGUUGAAAUAUCUUGUAGAUCUCCAUUUUGUAUUGCGAAGUUAUUAUACAGGGAAAUAUUUGUGCCUAAACUAAUAUUCGAACUUUGCAGGGCUAUUGAAGAAAAGAAAGAAAAGUAUAACCUCGUUCAUCCGAAAUUACAAAUAGCAGUUGAAAAUUGAAACAAUAUAGUUAUAAAUGUUCAUUAGAAGCUCCUCCAAAAUUACGAAUAUUAUCAAAACAAUACGAUAUCUCAUCCCAUAACCUUUCAGUUUCUCCAACAUCAUGCUUUUUAAGUUUUGUCAACGUCAGUUGAUAAGAGGGGAAUAAACACCUGCUGUUUGUUGUAGCUCCGGAUUAACUAAUUCAUGUGAAUAUAUUUUAUACGCAUGCGUUAAAAUGCUUCCAAUAAAAAUUUGUAUUUUAUUGAAAAGUAUUGUAAAUUAAAGUACUUCCCUCUGACUUUUGUGUGUGGCUAUAACUUCUAUAAGUUUUCAUCUGUGACAUUUUGCAACUUCUUGAAGUUUCAAAACUGUGAUUUAUUUUUAGAAAUUUAAAAUCUAAUAUGCAGAAGUAUUUCGUAUGGAAGAGUGUCAUUUGUGGAAUUUAUAUAACAGGGUUUCUUGCUUCAACUGUGCAUCUUAUAUUAAUCCAUUUUGUAUUGAAUAGUUCUUGUGCAUUUUUCUAAAAAAAUUCGAAGAUAAAGUUUAAAAUUUAGGAUGUAAUGAUACGUUUUGUGUUUCGUUUUGCUGGUGGUGUUUGAUUAUUAUAUAGUUGUAGAAAAAUUUAAUUUAACGUUC